Messenger RNA from Verruconis gallopava, 3037 nucleotides. RefSeq lists its product as uncharacterized. The transcript has 2 exons. The coding region runs from base 720 to 2834 and encodes 704 amino acids. NCBI's taxonomy places the organism in Eukaryota, Fungi, Ascomycota, Dothideomycetes, Venturiales, Sympoventuriaceae. The record is from RefSeq and is a predicted model, not a curated record.
CAGCGAACAAGCCGACAGCUCUGUCGCUCCGGCUCUGCUGCCUCACUCCCGCGCCAGGCCGGGCGGGCAAUCUUGCGAGCAGUGACGCCUAGUCAUGGUGCUUCCUUGCGCAGCAGCAUCCACCAUCUCGCCGCCCCUACGCCACGGACCGGACAGCUCGCAGCCCGCAUGGUGCGAUGGCCGUUUCUGAAUCUCUCCCGUCCCAGCAGCUCAUAACGCAUGCUGUCUUGGCUCGUUGCGCCUGUGCUUCGUCAUUUGUGCUACAACGCGAUGCAUCCCAGCUUCUCUCAGCCGUGCAAAUUGACUAUCUAAAGUCCCAUGCUCGAACCGCCACCAUGGCCAUGCCGCGUUGGCCAGAUUUUUAAGCUUUCUUCAACAUUACUGUAUCCUAACUUUCGAGGUUUAUUUCUAAUGCCGCCGCCUCGCUCCGAGGCUCCUCUCAGGGCUUAACUGCUGAGGGCUGCCGUCGUCGUUUGACCACGCCCCUGUCGGUUCGGAUACCCACCGCUCAGUAACUCCACGCGGCGAUUGACUUCGCUUUCUUUGGUCAGCCCUCCUCAUUGUCCACACGAAUUUUUGCCCCAAAAGCGCUUUGCCGACUCUUGUUCCAUUUCUUUCCGGACUUGCUCGCCCAUGGACCAGACUUGAAUUCUGACCGCUUUCACUAUUCUCGACCUCGCAAUCCGCCGGCGCGUUCGUACCGUGGCCCUCGUGCAGCAAUGUUUUCCGCCGAUCUAUCUUGGACGGACGAUACUGUGGAGAAAGUUGGCGAACGUCGGCAGCGACGCGCUAACAAACGGGAAAACUCGAUCUCAAGCUCCAACUCUGGCUCCAAGAAGGAUGCCAAAAAUGCUCCCAAGUCCGGUCACGCGACCAAGUCCUCGAUGGGCUCUAUUACAAAGACAAUAUCAUUUUCGAGUGUAAAGGGGUCCAUACGGCGACCAUCGACAGCCACUUCGGCACUGCCUUUCAAAAGCGCUUCUGUCACUAUCAUUGACGCGAGCCUCCCGCACAGAGACUACAAAGAUCCCGCAAAUCAACCUGAUUAUACGUAUUCUGCCUCUCUUGGAACAAGGCUACCGUCCGGGGCUCCGAUCGAGACACCCCGUCUUCAUAACUCAUCUUCCAACUAUUCGCUGCCAAUUCGUUCACUCAGGCCUCAACACGUUCCAAUAGAGGAGGAACUUCCGAGUCGAUACGCUUCGCCGUCCCCUAAAACGGUUAGUCAGCACAAAGCAUGGUCGUUCAAAAACAGGUUUGAAGCCGAAGACAUAUGUCAAUCAUAUGAGCAAGUCAAGGAUGAGAUCAUUGCUUUGCAAAAUCCUAACGCCAAUUUGUCGCACGCUGAGAGGACGUUCCAACGAGGGUACUCCACGUCACGGGGCCUGCCAGACCUUCCGGACUACGAUGAAGCAUCAGUUCAAGAGCCUGUGGAAUUGGCAGAUAAUGCUGCCGGUCGUCCACGCUCAGUUGCGAGUCAGCACUUGCUGUACUCAAACGAUGAGACACCCAAGACAAAGUAUGUGCUUCCCCACGCUGGACUUGAGCCAAAACUGGAACUACCCUCUAUCUUCCACCCACCAACCACUCAACGCACGGGACAAGGUUCAAGCACGUCGAUCACUCCAAAUAAGAGUGCCAUUCAAAACCAUGCCGCGCAAAAAGUCUCCCAAUGGACGCCUCCAGAGAGCUGGGAUAUAGUCAAAUCGCAGGUGGAAGUUCGCAAAAUUCUCGACUCUGAUUCGAGCACAGACGACAUGGUCGAUGAGCAUAGGCAAAGUAUGUUUGUUGGUAGCCAUUUCCAGCGUUUCGUGAGACGUAUGGAAUCUGCUGGGCCGCGCAUUAUCCUUGAACGUCUCAAAGAAGAGUGGGAUCUGCCCGGGGACCGGGCAAUGAGUGACGAGCUGCAACUCGAAAAACAUCUUUGGGCCUUGACGGCCUUGCAGUUGCAGAGCAUGGAUCGAUUUGCCAGACAAAAUUACUCGCCCGUUCCAACGCACCCACUUCCACCCUCGACUCCAAAGCGACGUAGGAAGAUUCUUGAACUAGACGGACACAUCGGGGAGAUUUAUCAACUAUCUGCCAUCUAUCCAAACUCGAGAAUCUACCACCUUACGAGAUCAUCGCGGAGCAGCAGCAUUCCAUUACCGGGCCAAGCAGUGCAACAUGAAAUCAGCUUGGGUAGUCCGAACGAUAGUCUCGCUAGUGCGUCCAAGUCAGCUGCAACAGGGGUCCUUCCCUUGCCCUACGCAAAUGCAUCCAUGCAUCAUAUCAGAUCCACGCGACUGGCAACUUUGGUCUCUGCCUCUCAGCUACCAUCGCUCUUGGCUGAGUGCCACCGUGUUUUGAAACCAGGCGGCGUCCUUGAGCUCCGGCUCAUGGAUGCAACUCCUGACCGACGCAGCAUGGGGCCUCUUCUCGCGAACUGGCUCGAGGAGAGGCUGUUGAUAGGACUAGAGGCAGACUUCAAGUGCCAGCGGCCGGUCACGUUGGUCCCCAAGUGGACGCGUGACGCUGGAUUCUUGCCUCUCCGUGUCAAGUCGGACGAGGCAGACGGCGUUGAGCCAGACGUGCUGAAGAACGACCACUUAAUGGCAAGAUGCUUGCGACUACCGGCAGUUGCAGCAAGUCCUCAUGCCGGCGAACGUGAUAUCGCUAGUCAAGUUGGCGUUUUGGCCAGCAGAGCACUGUGGAAAGACGCUUGGGGAGCGUACAUUAGCGACGGGUUCAGCGAACACUGGUGGUGGGAAAACCCAGAGAUCGUCGAGGAGUGCAGGGAGUGGAACACGACGUGGGAUGUAGGGACCAUGUUUGUGAUGAAAGAAAGGUCGUGAUGGGAGGGUGCUUGGCUGGAAACAGAUUUUUUGGCUUUCGAGCAUCCGUCCGGUACGGGCUCCUAUCUUCUUUCACUUUCUCCUGUGGCAAAUUUUUGUCUACUUGCUCGAUACCUGCAUGCUACUUUGUUGAAAUCAUGACCAACCCAAAAAGCCAUCAAUCGCCCUCGUUAGGAGAUUAAUACCAAAUGUUCAAGUAAAUC